Molecule: messenger RNA, 4029 nt
Organism: Ascochyta rabiei
Lineage: Eukaryota; Fungi; Ascomycota; Dothideomycetes; Pleosporales; Didymellaceae
Product: RNA-directed RNA polymerase
Exons: 3
Coding region: 1-4029 (1342 amino acids)
Biological process (GO): siRNA processing
Cellular component (GO): nuclear RNA-directed RNA polymerase complex
Molecular function (GO): RNA-directed RNA polymerase activity
Source: RefSeq, a predicted model, not a curated record
AUGUCUGUUGCGCCCGUUAAGCCUGGUAGUAAGCAAUCAUCCUUCACCUUGAAUGGUCAUCAAAUCAGGGAGACUUACAAGCCUCGACUGAGCGCAGCAAGUAGCUCAACGAAGCCUUCACCAACAGUAACUACAGUUCUCAAGAGCAAUAUUGCUCGCCAGCAGUCAAGCAGCCAGUAUGUGUUGAAUAGGUCUCUCAUAAGCACUGCGCCGUCGUCCUGGGCCCUGAAUCAAGAGCUCAAAGUGAAAAUUCUGGGCAUUCACAAGAAAUACUGGACCAAAGACGUCUAUUUCGCCAUGUCAGAAUUAGGGACCGUCACAAAGAUCGACAUACAAUCUUGCAGCCGAGACAACAACGUCUGGGUGAUUUUCCAACCUCCUCCCAAAAACCUCCCUCCUCAACGCCUUCGCAUCAACCAAGACUUCGUGCGAUAUGAAAUACAGACACCAUGGACCAGUACUGUUCCUAGCCCGGUAGAUUCUGCGCGGGACUAUCAGGAGUGCAACAUCCUGUUUGCUGACUCGAUCGACUUUGGCGUCCGGAUUGCAGAAUCUGGUUUGGCCAAAAUGCAUGAAGUGCGUAGCAAGGGUAACAUCCAAGUCACCCUGGACCUCAAACGAAAAGAGCUCGACAUCCAGUUCCCUAUGGCAAUCGACCUUGAGAACUAUAACUUUCGCUUCAGAUUGCCGAUCACCCAGCUUUCACACAUCUACAGGAUACAGGAUGGCGACAAUUCAUCAUCCUUGAUCAUUCCCUUUGAUGUACCACCCCAAUUCUUCGCCCAGAAGAAACUAAGCACGCAUGACAGCGAUUUCUUCCCGACGAAAGAGCGUUCCUGGAAGGUUUGGAGCACGUGGUUCCGUGAGACUGACGUGGUUGAUGGCCGCACGCGGCGACAAUUGCAGACGAUGCCGUUGAUCCAACACAAGGGCUCAGCCACCAUCGAUAUAGGUCAAUGGACCGCUUAUCGCCUACUGUUCAAUAACGAAACAAUGUCCGGUCCACAGUUCGACGAAUUCCGCAGUGCGCUCGGCGACUUUGGCGUUACCAUCCAAGACUCUGACCAGUUCACCACAUCUCCAGGGCAUCCAUUCCGACUAUCUGAAAUAUUGGGAGAAGAGUUUGCAGACACAUACUCUCAUACAGAGUCUUCGCACAAAGCAUCCAUCUUUGACGAUCUUGUUUCCGAUCAGGUUCACCUCGCUUUUCCUGUCCGUUAUCAGCUUGAAGCUUGCAUGUCAAAUGGAUUCAUCAAAGAGAACAGCGUGACACGCGAAUUCCUCAGGAAGCUUGAGAUUAUGGACCCUCUCCGAGCCGUGCAUAUCCUUGAAAAGGUGGUCGACAAACAGCACGUUUAUUACGACCCUAUGGACAUCUUUAUGAUUCGUAUCAAAAGCAUUCGUCAGAGAUCGAUACCUAGACACUGUGUAAUGCAGCGGUCUGUCAACAUUACACCGACCAUGAUGCACGUUGCCUCUCCCAUCAUGGAAAUCUCGAACAGGAUUACCCGUCAAUACCUUGCAGAUGCCGAACGAUUCAUCCGUGUAAAAUUCUCAGACGAGAAGGGCGAAGGUCCUCUGAGAAACAUGCCAGGCGGCAGAGCUGAUGCGCUCUUCAAUCGAGUGAGUCGUGCCAUGAAGCACGGUAUCGUCGUAGCUGGUCGCUACUACGAGUUCCUGGCAUUUGGGAACUCACAGUUUCGGGAGAACGGUGCAUACUUCUACGCACCAACAUCCACUAAGUCGGCGCAUGACAUCCGCAUGACUCUGGGCCAAUUCGACCAUAUCAAGACUAUAGCCAAGUACGGUGCUCGGCUUGGACAGUGCUUCUCCACCACUCGCGCGAUGCAAACUACUGUUAACGUACAGAAGAUUCCCGACAUCGAGCGGAAUGGCUACAGUUUCACCGAUGGAGUCGGAAAGCUGUCAGAGUUUCUUGCGCAGAUGGCUGCACAAGAUCUCGGAUUGCACAAUGCGUUCGACGACCCGCCGUCUUUGUACCAGUUCCGCCUAGGUGGCUGCAAAGGUGUGCUUGCUCUUGAUCCAGCCCUCAAGAAGAAGGAAGUCCACAUUCGUCCCAGCCAGCACAAGUUUGACGCUGUGUACACCGGUCUGGAGAUUAUCCGCUGCUCUUCCUUAGCCACACCGUUCUUUAACCGCCAAAUUAUCAGCAUACUUUCACAUCUGGGUGUAUCCGAUCGUGUCUUCAUCCGGAAGCAGCAGCACAUGGUGAAUGCGUACGAAUUGGCCAUGACGAACAAGACAGAAGCGAUGGAUUGUCUUUUGAAGCACAUCGAUAUGAAUCAGACAACUCUGACGAUGGCGAGCAUGGUCCUCGACGGAUUUUUAGAGAGUCGAGAGCCAUUCAUGAUGUCGCUCCUGCAUCUUUGGCGUGCUAGCACCAUCAAGGAUCUCAAAAAGAAAGCUCGGAUCGCUAUCGACGAUGGUGCUUUCGUACUUGGCUGUGUCGACGAAUCCGGUAUAUUGCGCGGCCACUACGAUGAACCGCAAUCGCGACUUGAUGCUACCCGGGAAGAGAAACUUGACACGCUGCCAGAGAUUUUCAUCCAAAUCGAUAAUAGUAGCCGGAAAGGCCAUUACAAGGUCAUCGAGGGCACUUGUAUACUCGCGCGUAAUCCGUCUUUGCAUCCUGGAGAUGUUCGUGUUGUUCGUGCAGUCGACAAACCAGCUCUUCAUCAUCACAAAAACGUCGUUGUACUUCCCCAGGAUGGCGAUCGCGAUCUCGCCAAUAUGUGCUCAGGCGGCGACCUUGAUGGCGAUGACUACAUGGUCUUGUGGGAUAACGAUCUCUUACCGAAGACCAUCAACGUCCCUCCUAUGGACUUCACACCCGUGAAGCCGAUUGAGAAGGUGGGCCCCAUAGACAUAGCCGAUGUCAGUGACUUCUUCGUCACCUACAUGAAGAACGAUUCGCUCGGUCGAAUCGCCCAUGCCCAUCUCGCACAAGCUGAUCAUCAAGACGCGGGGGUCAACAGCCGUGUAUGUUUGGAGCUCGCGAACUUACAUUCACAGGCAGUCGACUACUCAAAGAGCGGCAUUCCUGCCGUCAUGGACUACGCGCUGGGGCCCAAGAAAUGGCCUCAUUUUAUGGAGAAGAAGCACAAACCUGCGAGUCAAAUAUAUGACUCCAAGAAAAUAUUGGGCCUAUUGUACGAUCAAGUGCAGCUCGUUGACUUCAAGCCGACGUGGGAAGACAACUUUGAUCAGCGGAUACUUGAUGUUUUUGAUCUCGACAAGCCUCUGCUACAGAAGGCUGCGGAGACCAAGGCGGACUACGACGAUGCCUUGAAGAGAUUGAUGGCGAAACAUGGUAUCAAAACAGAAUUUGAAGCUUUCUCUGUCUUUGUCCUGGUACACAAUGAAGAGAGCCGCGACUACAAGUUUGCCGAGGAGUUUGGGCGGACAGUUGGAGCGUUGAAGGCACAGUACCGAGAGACCUGCAUCGCCGCUGCCGAAGCAACAAGCAUCGUCGAGUGGGAUCGCAUUGGGCCCUUCGUCGCUGCAAUGUACUCGGUGACAGCGAAGGAGAUGAGGGAGGCGCUUGAUGAAUGCCGAAAGACUAAGACUGUCGGGGGCCAGGAGGUACCGUUACGCAGGAUGGACGCCGAGUCUAUGCCGUUGAUGUCCUUUCCAUGGAUAUUCUACAGCGAGCUGGGCAAGCUGGCGACUGGUGCCCGCACAACAACCCAACUGGAAAUUACUCGAGGAAAACGACCGCAGACGCAGCAUCAUAGCAAUGGCAAGGAGACCGGGUUCGAACUUGGCACCGUAGAGACCGAUGAAGGGGUGACACGGUUCGGAGAAGUGCUAAAUUUGGACUUUGAAGACACCCAGGCAACAGUUAGCCCUGAGCAUUUCUCCAGGCCAGGAGAUCACGGAAAGCAGGAGGAAGGAGCGCAGCCUAGAGGGUCACCGCCUGUUACGUCCUCGUCUUUUAGAUCAGCAGCUGCUAUUCUUUCAGACGACAGCAAGGUGUAUGACAGGCAGUGGCCUGAAGAGGAUGCGUGA